AUGCUCUUUCACAAUGUCACAUCUGUGAUACGCAUCUCUUUGAUGAUUAUUUCCGUCUUGUCGUACACGGUUCCCAGAUCUAUUUAUUAUUCUGAUACGGUGAAGAGACAGCUAGAAGAGAUUUCACCAAAAGAAUCUCAAGAAUCUCUGGCUAUCUCAGGAAGAGGCUUAACACCCCUAAGCGACCUUGUGGGACUUUUUCGUAUUGAUUUUUCAAGUAGGAAUAAUGACAUUAAUAUCAACCAUAAGGAAGCAGACCCUCAGCUGUCUUUCGAAACUCCGCAAGGGGAAUUGUCUGAAGAUGACUUGAUUCUUCGUGUCAUGAGACCAGUGGUACUCAAGCUUGCUGGAAAACUCAAAGACAGGCUCGUAAGGAAGACAUAUGUUUUGGGAGGACUCAUAAGGGAUUCGACAAGGCCUUCCAAUUUAAGAGCAACAAUAUUUAAUGCAACUACUUGGACACAUAAUGCGGCCUUGUUCCGUAAUGGAGUCAAAUCUGUGCACAAAUAUUUGAUGAGCGAUGAAACCAACUCUCUCAAAAUUCUGACUGACAUUAACGCCUCUAAAGCGCAUACUUUGGCUAAUUCGUCAGAGCUUCCGCGUCAUCUGAGCAACAUAUCGUCCGAAAAUAAAAGUUUAGAUGUCAUUUAUGAAAUAAUAUUAAGAAAAGCGUUGAAGCAAAACAGGGCUAAAGCAAGAGUCAUGAAGAGUAUAAAGUUAAAUUUGAUUCGCAUCGUUAGCCAAAAGUUAAAAAAUACUUUUAGACGAUUGUUCUCGGGGUCCGAAGCUUCCAAAAAGCACACAGGGGUACAAAAACAAUGUAUUGAAGGAUUGGGUACGGAACUCGAAGCCCUAACUCUGCUUGAUCACAUUGUAAGGUAUAAAAGUCAAGUUGUUGCUGACAAUAAGGAGCCUUUGGUGACCAAAUCAAUUCAAGUGCAGGUAUCGAAGAAAACUGAAGAACCCCAGUUUGUUCUGGUUGAUGGACAAACGAGACAUUCCAAAAUUCAUGGUCUGACUAAGACUACGGUCCGCUCUAGUGCUCCUUCAUUUCGAUUUCAGAUCAAAUUAUUGAUUGGAACUGUAUUAUUUUUGACACCUGUAUAUCUUUAA
Messenger RNA from Priceomyces carsonii, 1113 nucleotides. RefSeq lists its product as uncharacterized. The transcript has a single exon. Bases 1 to 1113 code for a protein of 370 amino acids. The record is from RefSeq and is a predicted model, not a curated record. NCBI's taxonomy places the organism in Eukaryota, Fungi, Ascomycota, Pichiomycetes, Serinales, Debaryomycetaceae.